Molecule: messenger RNA, 3798 nt
Organism: Branchiostoma floridae (Florida lancelet)
Lineage: Eukaryota; Metazoa; Chordata; Leptocardii; Amphioxiformes; Branchiostomatidae
Product: 2-oxoisovalerate dehydrogenase subunit alpha, mitochondrial-like
Exons: 9
Coding region: 16-1449 (477 amino acids)
Biological process (GO): branched-chain amino acid catabolic process
Molecular function (GO): oxidoreductase activity, acting on the aldehyde or oxo group of donors, disulfide as acceptor
Source: RefSeq, a predicted model, not a curated record
UGUGAGAAAUCAAUCAUGGAAAUCUACGUCAACAUUUUAAAAGCUCCCCGUAACCAUGUGGUGGAACUUGCCAAGAUGGCGGCCGUGAGGAGCGUUUUCCGAGUGCGCAGUUUGUUGCAGCAGGGUUUUUAUGGUUUUUACCGUAAUUCUGCGUCCUUUGCCGUCAGAAAUGUGUCUAUUGGUUCUAAAAUAUCAAUAUCACCAGGACAAAAAAGGCAAAUGAGUUCUCAGACCCUGGACCUAGAAGAAGACAAGCCACAGUUUCCUGGUUCUAGGUCAGAGUUUACCAAGAAGCUGGAAUUCAUCACCCCUGAUGUUUACAAUGGCAUCCCUGUGUACAGAGUACUGGACAGACAAGGAAAGAUUAUUGAGGCUGAUCAGGACCCAAAGUUGUCUAAGGAAGCAGUUUACGACAUGUACCACAAGAUGACUCUGCUGAAUACCAUGGACCGCAUCCUGUACGAGUCCCAAAGACAAGGCAGGAUCUCCUUCUACAUGACCAACUAUGGGGAGGAGGCCACCCACAUGGGCAGUGCUGCAGCACUCAACCCCGGGGACGUUGUGUUUGGGCAGUACAGGGAAGCAGGUGUGCUGAUGUACCGGGGGUUCACUCUGGACCAGUUCAUGAACCAGUGUUAUGGUAAUGCAGAGGAUGCUGGGAGAGGUCGCCAGAUGCCUGUUCACUAUGGUUCAAAGGAGCUAAACUUUGUCACUAUCUCAUCACCACUAGGAACUCAGAUGCCCCAAGCAUCUGGUGCAGCAUAUGCACUGAAGAGGUCGGGGAAGAGACUGUGUGUGAUCUGUUACUUUGGGGAUGGAGCUGCUAGUGAAGGAGAUGCACAUGCAGCCUUCAACUUUGCUGCAACCCUGGAAUGCCCUAUAAUUUUCUUCUGUCGAAACAAUGGAUAUGCCAUCUCAACGCCGACUUCUGAGCAGUACAGGGGGGAUGGGAUUGCUGCAAGAGGGCCAAGUUACGGUAUGGCUACUCUCCGCGUGGAUGGGAACGAUGCAUUUGCAGUUUACAAUGCCGUCAAAGCUGCCCGGGAACUUGCUGUCAAUGAAAACAGACCUGUCCUUAUAGAGGCCAUGACCUACAGGAUUGGUCACCACAGCACUAGUGACGACAGCACAGCGUAUCGGUCUGUGGACGAGGUGAACUACUGGGAUAAGCAGGACCAUCCCAUUGGUCGGCUGAGACAUUACAUGGUGAACCAGGGUUGGUGGGAUAUGGAGAAGGAAAAAGCCUGGAUGAAACAGGCCAGGAACGAGGUCAUGCAGGCAUUCCAGCGAGCGGAGAAGAAAAAGAAGCCCCCUCCCUCAGAGCUCUUCUACGACACGUACAGGGAGAUGCUCCCGCACCUGCAGCAGCAGAGAGAGCAGAUGAGGAAACAUGUGGCACAGUAUCCAGAGAACUACCCUCUGGAGAACUUUGAAAAGGACAGAGACUAGAUCUAUUUAUUGUUAUGUACAUCAAGAUCUAGAGUGUCUAUGAGUGGUGGCAAAGGUUUAACAGGUUAGGAUUCAUCUGAGUGACUUUCUAAAGGUGACUUAAUUUUGAUUAACUAUAGGACCAUUGCUGUAUAUAGUAGAGUGGACUUAUCCCUCAGCUAACUGACACCUAUCGCACCACAGUCAUCCCUCAGUGAGACAUCUGGAGCCGCAUAGUUCAAGUUUCUGAACCUUUAUUCAGCCUGUCGGCAAAACCGGUGUCUUCAGGGGCUAGAGGCUAAAUGACACAAGUUCGUGAAGCUCGCACUUAUAGGACCAGUGCUGAUUCUUCAAUAUAACAGUUCCAGUUACCAAUCAUAAUCAGAGAAGCAACAUUUAUCUGGAGAAUCGAUCAUGUGGACAUUUAGAAAGCUGACCAACAUUGUUACUGCAAGGCAUUAUUUUGUUGUCCUUGGUGCAGGGUGCAGUCACAAUCGCCAAUUGUCCUGUAUUGCAAUUUCUACUACAACAUGCGCACUGUCUUCUAAAGAAUUCUGUUAAAGAUCCUACCACUAUCAUAGGGGGAAAGCAACCAAAUUCUUACAUGUAAGAAAUUCUUAGAAACAGGCUCUGCAUAAAACAAUGUGUACACGGUGUGCUCCAUCAAUUAAAUUGUUUUGUAGUGUGAAAUUAUUUCUCAAAAUAUGGGAAGUCAAGCUGGUGUAUUUUAAGGAAAAUUUAGACUACAUUCAAGUAUACCCAGUACAGGGCUCUAGCCAGCGUCCGUUUUUCUGUCAAUUGACGGAAAUUUGUUGCGUCUGACGGAAAAAUUUUCAAACCAAUCCGUCAACCUUGACGGACAAAAAUCCUUGGUGGAAGCUUCAGGCGGCUUGGGGACGCCAUCCACGGCCGUAAAAGCCACACACUGUUUGUUUUGCUAUUGUUAUGAUUGUUGACAAUGUGUGUCGGUGCCCUUUCGCGUACGAUAAUCUCAUUAAAACCCGUUUUUCAAGGUCUCAGUUCAGUCCUUCCAAGGACGUUGGUCCUUCUAAUUAAUUUUCGCGACGAUUGGCUGACGGAAAAAAGUUUCGAGCUGGCUAAAGCCCUGACCCAGUAUAUUCAGAGCAAGCUUCAGGCAAACCCAGCCUAACCUGUAGCAUGCAUAUGCAUUGUAUAAAUGUUUGAAAGACUACAUUUUAUGCCGUGGUAUGGACUAGUUACAAUGUGUUAGAGAUAUUUUGUGGGUUGUGGUCAUAUAUAGACUGAUCUGCCAAUCAUAUAGCAUAGUACUGUGUGAAUGGUUCCCCUGGUUUACCUUGAAUUGGUGAUAUAGUUACAGAAAGGGUAUCUCUAUAAAGUAUAUAUAUGUGUACAUGUCUACUAGAAAUUUGUUUUUCUUACAUGUACAGAACCUUCAACUCACACAUUCACUAUCCUCUUUAUCGUCUGUUGCCUCCCCAACCAUGAGGACCAUGCAGUCAGUUUGAUACAAAAGGUAGUAAAGGAAAAGUUAUACAUAUAGUAUAUUUUACAUGCUUCUUUUCUCUUCCUAAAACAUUUGUAGACUAACAGAGAUUUUCUAGUAUAUCGUUGUCAGAUGAUGACAUAAGAUAUUUGAAGAUAUCUUCCUUCGUUAGGUGGGUAUAUUUCUGAUCUACAUGUGGCUAGUGAAUGUAUUGCGCAGAUCAUUGUACAGAGAACACUCUAGGACAAAGUGUAUUUCAUUUUCUACAUGCAUGUGGUUCUCAGCGCAAAAUAUACAUAGUCUAUCAUUAGGAGGAGUUCGGUUGUAUCUACCAGCUUCAAUUUCCAACAUGGGUGAUCGCUGAUCCUUAGUUUAGUCAUGGCUCGGCGAUAGCUAAAAUUUGUUAUAUUCGGGUAUUUUUCUCUUUCAUACAAAUGCUUAAACUUUCUGUAGGUUCUUAGCUUAUAAAAUCUCUGUCACAUUGCGUGAUAAUCGAUUGGACAACGAGUCUGCGAACUCUAGAGGACAUUUUCGGAGUAAUGCGUCAGCAAUUUUUAGGAGUUUUUUUUUUUUUUUUAAUUUUUUCACAUUUUAUUCUUCAUUCACAAUGUUACAAUCAAUGAUACAAUGAAGUGUGUAAGUAACCAUGGUAACAAACAAUAACAAAAUAGAUUAUGUCAAACAUACACAUAUAUAUAACGAGUUAUUAUAUUUCACAACAUGUCCCCUGACUUCAGGACUACACUAGUACUGUCUGAAAAAAGUAUGAACGUUGGCACUAAAGAACUUAGCUCCUCUCCCUUUAUAAAAUGCAACAAGUAAAUGCUCACGAAGGGAGAACAAAAGUAUUAAAUGGCAAGCAUCGAAAUACAAAUAAAAAGCGGAUACAUCUGCAUCUCAACAGU